AUGGAAAAAUCUUCAGCCGCUGGAAGGAUUGAGAAAUCCGUAAUGGCCAAACCAGUAGGAAAUAGUAGCAAAUCAAAAAUGGAGCGAUCGAAAGCGGAAAAAUCAGUAAUAAAAUUACCAAAGAAAAGUCCGGACGGAUCGGAACCGUCAUCGAAUAUAUUUACUCGAACUGUAAAACGGUUUGUGAGUAAACCGAUAAAUGAAGAAAGCGUUUCGAGACUCGUCGAGAAGGUUAUUGAGAGAUCGAAAAGAGUUCCAGCGACGGCAGUUCGACUCGGAGAAGACAUAUUCCCAUCGGCGAAAAACAUGCUAGAAAUUCCCGUCGUCGAUUUAGAGAAAGAAGUGACGUGCGAGGAGGUGGGCGAACAGAAAACGGAUAUGCGACUCAGAGUUGCAAUCGAUCCAUAUGCCGAGCUUGGAGUUCUCCAAUCCCGCGAUAAAGCGUUUUUCGACAAGGACGUGAUAUUCGGCAACACGCUGAGAUCAAUGAUCAACACGACCGGCGGUAAAUCGAGCGCCGAACACGCUCUGAUUCGGCUCGUCGAUUUUCAGAAGGCUGCUCUCAAUCGAUAG
This is a messenger RNA of Caenorhabditis bovis, 573 nucleotides long. NCBI's taxonomy places the organism in Eukaryota, Metazoa, Nematoda, Chromadorea, Rhabditida, Rhabditidae. The record is from the annotation of a GenBank genome assembly.